AUGUUUAUGUUCAAUAAAUCCUGAUGAUAUCCGGUGUUUAAAGAGAGCAAGACCAAAAGAAAGUUGGAUAUCCUCCUAUAUACCACACAAAACAAGGAUUUUUCUUUCCCACCAUUUUCACGAUAUGAGCGACCAGCAAAUAAAUAAUGUUCCUUUAUUGCAACACUCUACUUCAACAUUUCAACCACAUCAUCAAGAUCAUCUUCUAACACGCAUUUGGAUCGAAUCCAAGAAACUAUGGUUAAUUGUCGGCCCUUCCAUUUUCAGCAGGAUUGUCACCUACUCCGUCCUCGUCAUCUCCCAAGCUUUCGCCGGCCACUUAAAUGACCUCGACCUCGCUGCCUUUUCCAUCGCCUUUAAUGUCGUCAUCGGCUUCGACAUGGGACUUCUGUUGGGGAUGGCAAGUGCUUUGGAGACGCUAUGUGGGCAAGCCUAUGGGGCGAAGAAAUACUACAUGUUGGGAGUGUAUUUGCAGCGCUCAUGGAUUGUUCUGUUCUUAUGCUGUGUUUUGUUGACGCCUAUUUUCUUAUUUGCGUCUCCAAUUUUGAAGCUGAUCGGAGAGCCUGAUGAAUUGGCAGAAAAAGCUGGUGUUUUAUCCAUAUGGUUUCUUCCUUUUCAUUUCAGCAUAGCAUUUUACUAUCCGUUGCAGAGGUUUAUGCAGAGCCAAGUAAAGGUGUGGCCGAUUGUAUGGUCGGCGGUGGCGGCGCUUCUGUUGCACCUGGUGACUUGCUGGGUGCUUGUGGUUGAAUUGAAAAUGGGUGUUGAGGGAAUUGUGGUGGCUUGUAAUAUUGGUUGGUUGGUUAUGCCAAUUAUUCUGAUGUGUUACACUGUAUGCGGCGGUUGUCGGCUCACUUGGACUGGCUUUUCCGUCGAUGCAUUUUCUGGUCUCUGGGAAUUCGUUAAGCUCUCUUCUGCUUCCGGCGUCAUGCUAUGCUUGGAAAGUUGGUACUACAGAAUACUAAUAGUGGUCACUGGAAACUUGAAGAACGCCGAGAUUAUGGUGGAUGCUUUAUCAAUCUGCAUGAGCAUCAACGGAUGGGAAAUGAUGAUUCCUUUGAGUUUCUUUGUGGGUGUAGGAGUAAGAGUGGCAAAUGAGCUCGGAGCAGGCAAUGGAGAAGGAGCCAAGUUUGCAACAAUUGUGGCAUCGGCAACAUCAUUAAUAAUUGGUCUUUUCUUCUGUUGUUUAAUUUUCAUCUUUCACGAUACCUUUGGCCUCAUUUUCUCUUCUACUCCUGAUGUUCUUCAAGAAGUCGAUAAACUCAAUCUUCUUUUGGCCUUCACUAUUCUCUUCAACAGCAUUCAACCAAUUCUCUCUGGAGUAGCAGUUGGGUCAGGAUGGCAAUCUUACGUGGCUUAUAUAAAUUUGGGUUGUUAUUAUAUUAUCGGCCUCCCACUUGGAAUUUUGUUGCAAUCGUUUGCCGACCUUGGAGUUAAGGGAAUUUGGAUGGGAAUGAUAUUUGGAGGAACAGGAGUUCAAACAUUGAUAUUGCUCAUCAUUACCAUUCGAUGUGAUUGGGAAGAAGAGGCUAAAAAAGCUAGCUUGCGAGUAGAGAGAUGGACAGACAAGAAAUUUGAGCCAAAAGAAUGAACACUAUCGUUGUUUGAUUUCUUGAAGAACAUUGAUGGGAGUAAAUAAUACUUGCCCAAAUGACAUAUUGCUACCAAUAUUUGAGAGCUUGCCUUUCAAACCACCAUAUUUAAUAGCUUGUUUGGAUAUAAAAUUGUUCAAUAUCAUUUUUCACUUGACAAAUUUGCUUUAUCUUUUUAAAAUAAUAUUUUGAUAUUUUGUUUUGAGUGAUAGAGUGAGAUACAUCAAAAUUAAAUAGUGUAUUUGAUAUACUUAAGUAUUGCUCUAAUUUUAUCAUUUUCUAUAACUCUUUUACUUUGACAGAAA
This is a messenger RNA of Cucumis melo (muskmelon), 1894 nucleotides long. Its product is annotated as protein DETOXIFICATION 27-like. Gene Ontology annotation, molecular function: xenobiotic transmembrane transporter activity; antiporter activity. The transcript is spliced from 8 exons. NCBI's taxonomy places the organism in Eukaryota, Viridiplantae, Streptophyta, Magnoliopsida, Cucurbitales, Cucurbitaceae. The coding region runs from base 125 to 1588 and encodes 487 amino acids. The record is from RefSeq and is a predicted model, not a curated record. Gene Ontology annotation, cellular component: membrane. Gene Ontology annotation, biological process: xenobiotic detoxification by transmembrane export across the plasma membrane.